Molecule: messenger RNA, 652 nt
Organism: Hippocampus comes (tiger tail seahorse)
Lineage: Eukaryota; Metazoa; Chordata; Actinopteri; Syngnathiformes; Syngnathidae
Gene: rpa3
Product: replication protein A3
Exons: 4
Coding region: 184-567 (127 amino acids)
Biological process (GO): nucleotide-excision repair; base-excision repair; double-strand break repair via homologous recombination
Cellular component (GO): site of double-strand break; nucleus; DNA replication factor A complex
Molecular function (GO): damaged DNA binding; single-stranded DNA binding
Source: RefSeq, a predicted model, not a curated record
UUGGGUAUGUUUCCAUAUAUAUUCCAACGCUUGCCGACGUAUCAAUCCUGUCUGAUUCUUUGGUAAGAUUGAAGCUAUCCACCCGCGUGGCGUACGUUGUAAAGUAAAAGUAAGUUAAUAAUAUUCUCGCGCCACAAAAGUUAGUUUAGUGGGUGUCAUUCAACGCCAUUACACAUAUUAGUUAUGAUGUCUGAUAUCCAAGAUCUUCCAAGACCUCGAAUUAAUUCAUCGAUGCUGUCACGAUAUAUUAGCAAACCCGUCUGUUUCCUCGGGCGUGUUGAGAAGGUACACCCAACUGGAAAAUCUUUCACGAUCACUGAUGGAGAGGGACAAUGUGUUCAUGUUGAAUUAAAUUACCCUCUUGCAGAGGAGCUUUCUGGAAUUGUAGAAGUCAUUGGAAUGGUGUCUAACAAAGGAGCUAUCAUGGCCACCACAUUCCAAUUGCUCCCAGAAGAGAAGGGCAUGAACUUUAACCUGGAAAACUACAAUGAAGCUGUAAAGAUCAUCCAUGACUUUCCCGAGCACUAUCCUUUUGGCAUGACUGCAGCUGAAUCCGAUUUAUUUUAAAGCAAAUGUUUUGCUUUGUUUUGUUCUGAAAGUGACAAAAAAUCAUUAUGAAUUAUAUGUAUCACUGAAACUAUUUCACAAUAAA